Messenger RNA from Dermacentor silvarum, 1458 nucleotides. Its product is annotated as glutamate-gated chloride channel-like. Lineage: Eukaryota; Metazoa; Arthropoda; Arachnida; Ixodida; Ixodidae. The transcript has 9 exons. Gene Ontology annotation, molecular function: neurotransmitter receptor activity; extracellular ligand-gated monoatomic ion channel activity; transmembrane signaling receptor activity. Gene Ontology annotation, cellular component: synapse; neuron projection; membrane. Bases 204 to 1457 code for a protein of 417 amino acids. Gene Ontology annotation, biological process: chemical synaptic transmission; chloride transmembrane transport; signal transduction. The record is from RefSeq and is a predicted model, not a curated record.
CCGGCGGCGUGGUGGUGGCGGUGGCGCGCUAGCGGCGGCGGCGGCGUGGCGGGGCCCCGCGGCCGCGCUCGUAGUAGAGCCACGCCGCUCAAUCGCGGGCUCCGGACUCGUCGUUCGCGGAGGGUCUGAACCACAGCUCGAGCGUCAGCGCGGCUGGCCGCUUCGCCUAGGUGUCUGCACGGCGCAACGAACGUCGCCACGCGAUGAGCGGGUUGUGCCCCCGCGCCUGCCGCCUCGUCGUGCUGAUAGCUGCAUUCUGCUGGCCUCCCGCUCUGCCGCUCGUACCCGGGGGAGUUUCUUCUCGAGCGGACGAUCUUGAUAUUCUGGACGAGCUCCUCAAAAACUACGAUAGAAGAGCCCUGCCAAGUAGUCAUCUCGGUAUUCCAACUAUAGUGUCAUGUGAAAUUUACAUAAGAAGUUUCGGAUCCAUAAACCCAUCAAACAUGGACUACGAAGUCGACCUCUACUUCCGGCAGUCGUGGUUCGACGAGCGGUUACGAAAGUCCACGCUAUCUCGUCCGCUUGACCUUAAUGACCCAAAGCUGGUACAAAUGAUAUGGAAACCAGAAGUGUUCUUCGCGAACGCGAAACACGCCGAGUUCCAAUACGUGACUGUACCUAACGUCUUAGUUCGGAUCAACCCGACGGGAGAAAUCUUGUACAUGCUGCGGUUAAAACUGAGGUUUUCCUGCAUGAUGGAUCUGUACCGGUACCCCAUGGAUUCCCAAAUCUGCAGCAUCGAAAUCGCCUCUUUUUCCAAAACCACCGAGGAGCUCCUGCUGAAAUGGUCCGAUAGCCAGCCUGUUGUUCUCUUCGAUAACCUCAAGUUGCCCCAGUUCGAGAUAGAGAAAGUGAACACGUCAUUGUGCAAAGAAAAGUUUCAUAUAGGAGAAUAUAGUUGCCUGAAAGCCGACUUUUAUCUCCAGCGUUCCCUGGGCUAUCACAUGGUGCAGACCUACCUUCCGACCACGCUUAUCGUGGUGAUAUCGUGGGUGUCCUUCUGGCUCGACGUGGACGCCAUACCUGCCCGUGUCACCUUGGGUGUCACCACGCUGCUCACCAUUUCGUCCAAGGGUGCCGGCAUCCAGGGCAACCUGCCACCAGUCUCGUACAUCAAAGCUAUGGACGUCUGGAUAGGAUCGUGCACGUCCUUCGUAUUUGCUGCCCUUCUCGAGUUCACAUUCGUCAACUACCUCUGGCGGCGGCUGCCGAAUAAGAGCCCCUCCUCUGACGUUCCGGUGGUGGAAAUGCCCAGCGAUGGCUCAAAACACGAAAUUUCGGCACAGCUCGUUCUCGACAAGAAUGGACACACCGAAGUUCGCACCUUGGUGCAGACAGUGCCACGGAGCGUCGGAAAAGUCAAGGCCAAGCAGAUCGAUCAACUCAGCCGAGUCGCCUUCCCUGCCCUUUUUCUCCUGUUCAACCUCGUGUACUGGCCAUACUACAUUAAGUCAUAAA